AUGGCAUCAAACAAUGAAGAAAAUAAUAUUGAAAGUGAAGAAAGUUAUUUGAAAGAGUUAAUAGAAACUUAUAAAAUUCAAAGAAAUUUAACAAGGAAUUGUAUUAAUUUAUAUAUUUUUCUUAAAAUUAAAAAAUAUGAAAAAAUAACUAUUAAAAAGACUGUGUUUGAAAAAUUAUUCAAUUAUGUUCCAAAUAAAGAUGCGUUUACACUUAAAAAUGAAACUUAUAAUUCUGAAAAUUUCAUUCAAAGAUUUGAAGAUAAUAUAUUAACUAUGAAUUUUAAUUACUUUGAAAUUAAAGAAGAAUUAAUUAAAAAAUUACUAUUUGAAUAUAAUAAAGAAUCACCAGAAGAUGUUUCCGAGACUGCAGAAUUAAUGUUUUUGGAAUAUACAGUUGAUACUGAGACAUUUGAAGAUAAUAUUUUUCCUUUGUUUAAAGAUAAAGAAAAUUUGGUUAUUUGUCCUGACCUAAGAUUAUUUAAUUUUAUUUUAAAAACAAUGAAAUCUGUUAAAUUUACUGAAUUCUUAGAUACAUUUGAUUUUGAUGAAACAAGAUUUUCAAGAACAGAAUUUUAUGAUUUUAGAAAGACUGAAAAAUUUUUAUUUUAUAAAAAAACUUAUUUAUUUGUUUUUAAAAAAUAA
This is a messenger RNA of Hepatospora eriocheir, 642 nucleotides long. Lineage: Eukaryota; Fungi; Microsporidia; Hepatosporidae. The record is from the annotation of a GenBank genome assembly.